AAUAACCAUGAAUGGAUUUUUUAGGGAACUCUUGGACAAAUGCGUCAUCAUCUACCUCGACGAUAUAAUAAUCUACAACCGCAGCAGAGAGCAGCACUUACAGUAUCUUGAUGCAGUCUUUAUGCUGCUGCACAAGAAUCGCCUCAUCACCAAAGGGUCUAAGUGCGACUUUCUUAAGCAGGUGGAAUUUCUAGGCCACAUCGUCUCUACCGAAGGAGUGAAAAUCGACCCUAAGAAAAUCAAGACCAUACGGGAAUGGAAGCCGCCAAGCAAUAUCAAGGAGCGACUUAAGGAUCACGAUUGUUUUUGGUGGGGAGACAAGCAGCAAGCUGCAUUUGACCAACUGAAGAUUGCCCUCACGUCGCCGCCCGUCCUUCACAUCUCCGAUCCCGACCGUCCAUUUGAAGUCAUCACCGAUGCCAGCGACUUCGCCAUCGGUGCAGGGGUACAAACCCCUCCUUGUACUCCCCUCUCUUCCUAAUCCAACCCUCUUCUCUCUCG
Messenger RNA from Closterium sp. NIES-67, 501 nucleotides. The record is from the annotation of a GenBank genome assembly. Lineage: Eukaryota; Viridiplantae; Streptophyta; Zygnematophyceae; Desmidiales; Closteriaceae.